Caenorhabditis angaria is the source of this 1509-nucleotide messenger RNA. The record is from the annotation of a GenBank genome assembly. NCBI's taxonomy places the organism in Eukaryota, Metazoa, Nematoda, Chromadorea, Rhabditida, Rhabditidae.
AUGAGUGAACGAAUCAAAUCAAAAAAUUGCGAUUUGAUUCGAGCUGUUUUCGAUGUCAAAAUUCGAGACAUCAACAUCUCAUUCCAUGUGAGUUUUAUGAAUUACGAAAAAUGUUUAACCUAAAAAUGAAUUUCAGGCUUUCUUGCAACGCAUUGGCGAUAUUCUCGAUUUUGAAACAUCGGAAAAAGUCGACAGAUUGUUGCGGAGAUUUCGUCGCGCUUUCUGUAUCAUUGAGCAGGAAUUGGUGAGAACAAAAACAUUUAGUAUUCAAAGAUUGUCUUUCUAUUUUAGGAUGUUUUGGCGUUCGGUUUUGAAGUGGGAUGUGCAAACGAUAUGUUCAAAUCUUUUGAGAAAAUUAUGGAGUUUCUCAGGGAGAUGAUUGUCAUCGAAUUGGUAAAUUUUUAAAAUCUUUAUUUCAUACUACAAAUUACUCAUUUCGAUGAUUUUAUACAUUUUGUGACAAUUAAAAUCAUCAGUUUCGUGAAAUUUUGAAAAUUUGAUGUUUCAAAUGUAUUCUGACUUGUGAUUUUUUUCCAGAAAUUUCGAAAUUCUAGAUGAAAAUAUAAAGAGAAAUUUUUAAAAUUUAUGGAACGCUCUCGUUUAAUAAUGUGUUUUUCUACAUAAAAUUUUUUCGAAGGGUUGUGUAAAUAUAGAAUUUCCUUGAGGGCCUGAAUCAAAGUUUAGAGUUUUCAUGAAAAUUGCGUCUCCAAAUUUUGAAAAUAAUUUUUAUCAGAUCUUUUUAAUUUUCUCUAGAAAAUCGUAUUUUAUAUCGUCCUAUAUGAUUACAGAAUUGAAGGUUUUUUUGAAGGAAAUCCAUCUGAACUCUGGUUUCUUUUUCAUACUCACAUUCAGAUUCAGACAAAUAAUUGUGAACCUCCAAUUAUUUUUUAUUUUUCAUUUUCCCAAACUUCCGAUGAAAUCAUUUUUUAUUUCAUCUAGGGCAAAUAAUGAACAACGCUCUUUUUUAAUUAGGAGGGUUUGAAAAAAAUCACGAGGGAUAAAUUGUACUUUUUUAUUGGUGUGGGUUGGAGAAUAUAACUUGGCAGCAGCCAAAACUGUCACUAUCACCUGCGAUAAACGUAUAUAGAAAAUGUUUUGAUAAGUUUGAGACCUAAAGAUUCAAGUCGUUUCUUCCCACAAAAAAUUAUGACACGUCAUCAUUACAAAAUUUUUCCCAUUUCCCAUAAACGCCCCCGCCUCUCAAAUGAUUCUAAAACAAAUUAAAAUUAAUUUUUUCGUGGGAAUAUUCUUAUUUCCCUACGGGAAACAAUAAUGUGUUAAUAGUUUUUCUUGAUUAAAAUUGAAUUCAAUCAAUGCUUCUCAUAAUUUUUUUUCUAACAACGCUUUUCAGAUUAUUUUUCCCGAUAACAUUAUCAAUGUUUUUUUCAGAAAACUUGCACUGUUUUGCGUGAGUACAGCGAAAAACAACGCGCCGAACGUCUUCGUCUCGUCAAUUUCAACGAUCAAUCUCAAUACGACGACGAAGACACUGAAAACCGCCGUCCAUAA